AAUUUUUAAAUUAUUUUUAUUGUUGUUUUUGUUUGUAAUAAUUAAUCCAAACAAUUAUCAUGCUCAAAAAUUGCCCCUAUCAAAUAGAGAGGAAGCUAGACUAUUGAGACUAAUUGAAAAUAUAUUUGAUUUGAAAAAUAAUGAUUAUGAUGAAUGGGAAAUAAGUUAUCCAGAUAGAAACUAUGGUCAUCAUUUAACUAAUUAUAUUACACUUUAUCCAGAUGAUUCUGAUUUAGAAAUUUUACCCCCCAAAAAACAUAUGCACAAAUCUAACUAUAAUCCAGAUAGACAAUAUGGUCAUCUAAGUAAUUAUAAAACAGCUAAAAGUAGCAGGGACAAAAUUGUUUCACCAGAUUCUAAUACAGAUUGUCAAUUAACACCCAUCGAUGCUGUUGGUGAUGGUGGUGUUUGUAAAGCUAUUGAACCUAGAUGGUUUUGUAAUUCAAGCGACGAUACCUGUCAACAGUUUAACUAUGGUGGUUGCGUGGGUGGUGGUGGUGGUGGUGGCGGUAAUAAUAAUAAUUUUAAAACAGAAUUUAUGUGCUAUACUAGCUGUUUAUAUUAUUGCCAACCAUCUGGAUUAGCAGCACCGGUAUAUAAUACAGAAAUUUUACCCCCCGAAAAAAAUCACAUGGACAAAACUAAUUAUAAUCCAGAUUGUCUAUUAGCACCCAAACGUGGUUGGUGCAGGAGGAUACCAUAUCCUAGAUGGUUUUGCAAUUCAGGCACCGGUAGGUGCCAACAGUUUCUAUUUUCUGGUUGUCAGGGCAAUGGUAAUAAUUUUAAGGAUGAAAACGAUUGCUACAAUAGCUGUGGACAUGUAUGUGGUGGUGGUGGACAUCAUUAACCUAAAAUUAAAAAAAAUAUCUUUAAAUAAUUGAUAUAUGAUUUAUAGAUGACAAAAAUUAUUAUUAAUAAAAAUUUCAG
Oppia nitens is the source of this 927-nucleotide messenger RNA. RefSeq names its product thrombin inhibitor hemalin-like. The record is from RefSeq and is a predicted model, not a curated record. Gene Ontology annotation, molecular function: serine-type endopeptidase inhibitor activity. Bases 260 to 847 code for a protein of 195 amino acids. The transcript is spliced from 9 exons. Lineage: Eukaryota; Metazoa; Arthropoda; Arachnida; Sarcoptiformes; Oppiidae.